Messenger RNA from Siniperca chuatsi (mandarin fish), 1865 nucleotides. RefSeq names its product complement C1q-like protein 2. The coding region runs from base 64 to 687 and encodes 207 amino acids. The record is from RefSeq and is a predicted model, not a curated record. Gene Ontology annotation, molecular function: protein binding. The transcript is spliced from 3 exons. Lineage: Eukaryota; Metazoa; Chordata; Actinopteri; Centrarchiformes; Sinipercidae.
UCUGCAAACCAGUAAAACAACUUCAGCCCAAAGUUUCCUAAGAAAAGCAUCAGACUGUUAAUCAUGGUCAUUAGCAACAUUUAUACUAAGAAAUAUUUUAAGAUAUUGUUCAAUGCCUUUGCGAUAAGGGAGGGACAUGACAACACAUCAUCAUCGAUCGAACAACAUAAAAGCAGCCACAGAGAUCCUAUGAAGCACAGCUUUGGAGACGGAGCGAAGACUAGCGAAACACAGUCUGCCUGCCAUCCCAACACGAGUGAUCGACCGACAGAGAUGGGAGACAAAAAGGUGAUUUUCAGUGCAGUGGCAGAGCAUGGUGGGCCCUAUGGACCCUUCAACACAGACAAAACUGUGGUUUUCAACACAGUGAUUACAAACCUUGGUGGUGCCUACAAUAACACUACAGGUAUCUUCAGUGCUCCUGUUGCAGGUUUUUAUUAUUUUACCUUCUUCUAUCAUGCUGGAGGAGAACAUAAAUCAGUGCUGUUGCUGUUCAAGAACUGCGACCUCAUUGUCAGGACAUCUGAUCACAAAACAAGCUCUGACACAGCUGAUAAUGGAGGAAAUGCAGUAUUCGUGCAGCUGCAGAAAGGGGACGAGGUGUACGUAUCCCUGGCAAAAGAUUCUCAUGUUUGGGCAGACGAACGCCAUACCACCUUCAGUGGUUUUCUGGUCACUCAACUGUGAGAAUCGAUGAUUUCAGAAAGAUGAUUCUAAAAACCUGAGAUCAUCGAUGCAUCUACUAUGUUACUAUUAAAAUUUAAAUUUAGAUUAAAACAGAUGCCAAGACAAAUUUAAUAUAUCAUUAAAACAUUAGACCAAUGAGUCUUGACUGUUUCAUGUCAUGUGACAAGAAACAUCCAAAUGUAAUGGUCCACAGAGGAUCAACCCCAUUCAUUUUGGACACUGCAUGAGCUUUCCUCUCAUACCACCCUCAGGUCCACAUGUCAGUUUUGUACACACGAUAUCACAUGUACUAUUAGGCAAUUUGGCCAAAAUCGUGCUAAAAUUGUGUCAUCUUCCCCAAAACCCAUUUGAUAUUACAUAGCCUGUGGCCUUUCCCUUUUCACCAUCCACAGGGGAAACUAAAUCAAAAUGGCCAUUUUAUUGUUGGUUCUGUCCAACACUUGAGGGGAACAAUACAACAGCUUACAACAACCUUAGACAGGUUGGAUGUUUCCAAAUGUUUCCUUUUUACGAGAGGCUCAGUGGGGUUACCUUGGUUUUGCACUUCUGGUCAGAUGCUAACUGCAUUUCGUUGGCUAUGUACCUGAACUUGCUCAUUGACAAGAAAGUUGAAUCUAUUCUACAAUAAUCUAAUUAAUUUCAGCAGAUAAAAUUCAAAUAUUGAAUUACUGAUCUCAGACUGUAUGUGAGGGAAAUUCCUGUCAUAAUCAUGUUUUUUCCAAUCUAAUUCAGCUUUUGCUAGCAUGAAUAGAUGUGUCUUAUAUAUCCACCAUGAUAUUACAAUGCUUAAGUUGUUGGGAAACUAAAUACAAGUAAACUCAUUAUAAAAGAGUUUAGCCUGGAGGGGGGGUUGAAACCUCUUCCUGUGUACAUGUGCUCUGAAUGUUGAUAAUAUAUCUGUACAACAACGGGAUGUAUGUGUGGAGGAGUUUAAGGAGUAGGUGCAGGUGGCAGAUGUUUGAGAUGUUGUGAGGUACGAAGGAUAAGAGAAGAACAAUGUCUUGACCAAGUAAAGAAAGGUCGAAUAACACCUUGAGCAAAAUCCUCUUGUUGUUGGCUCCAGUUAAUGUUAUCUCAAAGUACUAGAAGAACCGAGGAGGGACUGCCUCUCCUCAUAUCUGUGUAAUGCUGAUGAUGGCUCUUGCUUGCAAGCAAUAAAGAUUGACUGAGAAUCUGAA